AUGGACCGGUCCAGCCCGGCAGCAGUAAUUGGAAACAACAGUCUGGAAAACUGGAAAGUGAUUGGUGCAGGAGGGUUUGGACAAGUCCACAAAGCCAGACAUGUGAACUGGGGAUAUGAUGUGGCCAUCAAGUUGCUACAAUGUGAUGAUGGCUCUAGCGCUUCCCUGCAUAAUGAGGCAGAAAUGAUGAGCAAGGGUGCAAGCCUCCAUGUGAUAAGGAUUCUUGGAGUGUACAAGGAUUGUCCCCCCACUUGCGGCCCUUCCAUUCAGCUGGGUCUUGUGAUGGAGUUCAUGGAGAGGGGGACACUGGAAUCCCUCCUGGACACCCUCUCUCUCCAUCCACCUUGGCCCCACCCCCUUGCCUAUCGCUUGGCCCACCAGAUCGCUCUGGGGAUGAACUUCCUCCAUUGCCUCAUCCCACCCCUUCUGCAUCAAGACCUAAAGCCCAAUAAUGUGCUGCUGGAUGACUGCCUUAAUGCCAAGCUUGCAGAUUUUGGCCUGGCCAAGGUGUCCCACAGUGUUUACAAGAUGAGCAAAGAGUUCCCUGGGAAGGCUGGGGGGACAUCUAGUUACAUGCCCCCUGAGGCUUUGGAAAAUGUGUCAUACAAACCCAUUCGUGCCUUUGACAUCUACAGCUAUGGUAUACUUCUGUGGUCCAUCAUCACUGGUCAGUCGAAGCCAUAUCCUAGUGAGUUCUGUUUUCUCAUCAAAGACAGAGGACAGAGGCCUACCCUGGAGGAUGUGGACAAAGAGCAGGUCGAGGGGCUAGGGGACCUGGUGGAGCUCAUGGAGAAGUGCUGGGACCAUGAGCCCUCUAAGAGACCCCCCUUCAAGAAAUGCUUCCUUGUGACAGAAAGAGGGUUUGAGAAGCACAAGAAGGGGAUACGCAAUGCUGUCCAUCAAGUGCUUACAAAACUGCUGGACUUGGACCAGCAGAAAGAUGAGGAGGAGCAGGAGAACAAAUCUGAGUUGGUGAAGAUGAAGAGCAACCUGAGGAGAUCCAAGCAGGGGACUGAUGGGGAGAAACACCACUUAGGGAACCACAGGGGUGUGUAA
This is a messenger RNA of Salvelinus namaycush (lake trout), 1056 nucleotides long. Its product is annotated as receptor-interacting serine/threonine-protein kinase 3-like. The record is from RefSeq and is a predicted model, not a curated record. The transcript has 8 exons. Gene Ontology annotation, molecular function: JUN kinase kinase kinase activity; ATP binding. Gene Ontology annotation, biological process: protein phosphorylation. Lineage: Eukaryota; Metazoa; Chordata; Actinopteri; Salmoniformes; Salmonidae. Bases 1 to 1056 code for a protein of 351 amino acids.